CCCCAUUCCUGCUGCGCAUUGCGCUCCGACCUCCAACUCCGAGUGGGCGCCGACUCCGUCCAAAAAGAAAGAGGAGCGUCAGCUCAGGCGCCGCUGCCCUGCCUCUUCAAAAUCCCCUCCAGAUUUCGAGAUUUCCCUUCGAAUCCGGCCCCCGAUCUCGCGCCCGUGUCGCCCGCCAUGGACGCGGCGGCGCCCGCGCGCGCCGCGCGGCCCACGAGCCCGUCGCGGCCGCCCAAGGCGAUCCGCAGCACCAAGCCGCGGGGGCUCGACGAGGACACCGCCGCGCCGCCCGCGUUCCCCAAGUGCAAGUCCCCCUCCGGCGCCGCCGCGGGCGGCGGCGCAGGCGCCGGUGCCGCGGGCUCGCUGCUCCACCACCACGCGGACGUCCCGAUGGACGCCAGCGUCUGGGCGGGGCUCCCCGACGACCUCCUCCUCGAGGUGCUCGCCCGCGUGCCGCCCUUCCUCCUCUUCCGCCUCCGCCCCGUCUCCCGCCGAUGGGAGGCCAUCCUCCACGACCCGGCCUUCCUCGCAGCGCACGCCACGGUGCCCUCCCACGGCCCCUGCCUCCUCACCUUCUCUAGGGGCGGCGGCUCCCACUCCCUGCCCCACUGCAGCGUGCUCAGCAUCCCCCUGCACGCCCGCUACAAGCUCCCCUUCGGCUUCCUCCCGCCCUGGGACCUCUGGCUUGUCGGAUCCUCGGGAGGGCUCGUCUGCUUCUCCGGCUUCGAUGGCGCUACUUUCCGCACGGUCGUCUGCAACCCGCUCACACAGGCCUGGCGAGUGCUCCCGGACAUGCAUUGCAACCAGCAGCGGCAGCUUGUGCUCACUGUCGACAAGAGCCGCCGGUCGUUCAAGGUAAUCGCAGCUAGUGAUGUGUACGGGGACAAGAUGCUCCCCACUGAGGUCUAUGACUCCAAGGAGGAUAAAUGGUCGGUGCACCAGAUGAUGCCUGCAGUGAACCUGUGCUCAUCAAAGAUGGCAUUCUGUGACUCUAGGUUGUACCUGGAGACGCUCUCGCCGCUGGGAUUGAUGAUGUAUAGAGUGGAUGCGGGGCGUUGGGAACAUAUACCUGCCAAGUUCCCACGGUCCCUGCUGGAUGGUUAUCUGGUGGCUGGAGCUCGCACAAGGUUGUUCUUGGUUGGGCGCAUUGGGCUAUACAGCACAAUUCAGAGUAUGAGGAUCUGGGAGCUGGAUCAUGGUAGAACAGUUUGGGUGGAGAUAAGCAGAAUGCCGCCCAGGUACUUUAGGGCUCUGCUCAGGUUGUCAGCUGAGAGGUUCGAGUGCUUUGGGCAGGACAACUUGAUAUGUUUCACAUCAUGGAAUCAGGGCAAAGGUCUUCUGUAUGAUGUUGAUAAGAAGGCUUGGUCAUGGAUUGCUGGUUGUGCUAGCCAGCUGUGCAAUAGCCAGGUUUGCUUUUACGAGCCAAGGUUUGACGCAUCAAUACAUUGAGUAUAGUAAUAUGAAUUGCAUUGUCGUUUGAGAUCCAAUGCUUCUGGGGCUCAACUGAGAUGCCUGUGAGAUGUCCUAUUGAAUCAUGGGCGUCAGGUGCUGAGAUGAAUAGUGCUCUUAUUUGAGACACUACCAGUAGUGGACUUGAGCAACCAAUCUUUGCAAAUCAUGCCACUGAAGAUUCUUUACUACAGCAGUUAUGCCAUCUGGCAGUUCUGGAUUACAUCAUACAGAAUGUCCACAAAUGGAGGUCCGCUUGUUCCAUUCCUUUUUGUUAGCAAUGAGUUUCUUGUAAAAGAUUCCGUACCUGAAAUGAAAAAAAGAGACAUGCAGUUCUUUGUUAGUACAAUUUCAAAGGAUACUGUGGCCUUAAUCUAAAGUUCAGUUGGAUCUGAGAUGACGUUUCUCCACUCAAUUGGUUUGUGCAUUGUUUCUUAUGAUUAUAUGAUAUCUGUAUGCUGCCAUUCGAAUACCAUCAAAUUGUAUCUGUUUCCAAUGUUGUCCAA
Molecule: messenger RNA, 1955 nt
Organism: Panicum virgatum (switchgrass)
Lineage: Eukaryota; Viridiplantae; Streptophyta; Magnoliopsida; Poales; Poaceae
Product: F-box/kelch-repeat protein At5g15710-like
Exons: 1
Coding region: 178-1449 (423 amino acids)
Molecular function (GO): protein binding
Source: RefSeq, a predicted model, not a curated record